Amyelois transitella is the source of this 937-nucleotide messenger RNA. RefSeq names its product protein RER1. Gene Ontology annotation, biological process: protein retention in ER lumen; retrograde vesicle-mediated transport, Golgi to endoplasmic reticulum. Bases 246 to 833 code for a protein of 195 amino acids. Gene Ontology annotation, cellular component: Golgi membrane. The record is from RefSeq and is a predicted model, not a curated record. The transcript has 5 exons. Lineage: Eukaryota; Metazoa; Arthropoda; Insecta; Lepidoptera; Pyralidae.
UGUCAAACGUGUCAUGCUUGGCAUUCAUGUUCAUUCAAUUAAUGUCAUGUAUGUGUGUAUUUAUUAACCUGAUGAUUAUUAUAGUUUUUCGACAAUAGAGUAUAACAAAUAUAUUAUAAAAUCUUGAUUAAUCUGAAAUUGAAUACUAUAAACAAAAAACUUCUAAACCCUACAAUAACCUAUUAUCUUUCAAUUUGCGGCAGAGGUAGUGAUGUGCUUAUAAUUAUCAACUAAACAUUAACAUUAUGAUGGAUGGAAAUGACUUAACGUCGGACGCAUCAAGAAAAGGCAUAGUUUCUCAAGCAUGGACCCGUAUUUCACAGGUGUACCAAGGGACGUUGGAUAAGUGGACACCACAUGCAAAAGCUAGAUGGGCUGGAAGUAUUCUACUUUUGAUGGCAUUUAUGCUGCGAAUUUUUACCAAACAAGGCUGGUAUAUAGUUACAUAUGCUCUUGGCAUAUAUCACUUGAACUUAUUCAUUGCAUUCCUAACACCAAAAAUUGAUCCGGCUAUGGAUUUUGAUGGUGAUGACGACAAUGGACCUGCGUUGCCAACUCGGUCAACUGAAGAGUUUAGACCAUUUAUAAGACGGCUGCCGGAAUUCAAAUUCUGGCUCUCUGUGACUAAGAGCACACUAGUUGCUAUAUGUUGUACCUUUAUUGAUGCUUUUAAUAUUCCAGUAUUUUGGCCAAUUCUAGUUAUGUACUUUAUUACCCUAUUUUGUAUAACGAUGAAGAGACAAAUCAAACAUAUGAUCAAAUACCGCUAUCUACCCUUUACACACAGCAAACCUAAGUACAAAACUGUUGACUCCUCAGUUACUAUAAACUGACGGAUAUUAGUCGACCUGUGAAGAGAGUAACAAGAAGUUUAUAGCUAAUUUAACUUAAAAAAACUGUUGUAUGAUUUUAGAAAUACAGUUUUUAUUAUAAUGUU